AUGGAACAAGAACGCUGCGUGCCUGAGGAUCACACGAACGUGGCGAUUCCUUUUCGCUUGCUGUAUGGAGGUAAGUUUAAUUUUUGUUUGAGGAAGUCCUUCUAAUUGAUAGAACUAUAUAAUCAGAUAUAUAUUGUUCUUUUAACGUUUCCAUGUCAUUUUUGCAACAAUUUUAUUUACCUAGCUAUUUUCAUUGCCUGAUAAAUAUUCUUUUCGUUGUAGAUGUUUGCCCUUUGGCUUUGAUAAAUAAUAUUUUGUCUGAAGCGACGUACGAGUUCCAGAAUCAUUGUGCCAUGAAGUGUUUGCAAUAUCCACUCUGUGCUGGAUCCAAUUUUAAGAAAAAGCACAAGAAGAAGACUCCAAACUGCCAGUUAACACACAAAGUGGGUCACAACUUUCAUGAUUGCAACGCUGAUGACAAAGGCUGGAUAUUUUAUCAUCCCGUUGCUCCAAGAAAAGUACGAGUAACUGCAGUAAAAAUAUACUUAAUAUAGCUAAACUUUGCCUGAAGUUAGCUUAUUAAUGUACCUUGCAAGCAAUUCCUAGCAAUACCCACAGUUUUACUAAUAGCUUAUUUAUAUACGCGGAAAUUUAUAUAGCUUAUUUGUGCCCAAGCAGCUAUAGAGCUAUAGUGAAAAGAAUGCAUGCAUGAGAAUUUUGCGAUCUUCACAAAUUUCCUAUUAGCUAUAUAGGCCUACCUUAUUGUUAUAUGGCUGGGGGUAAAUACUAGUAUGGUAUACCUUAAAUACAAUGUAUUCCGCCUGCCAGCAAGUGAAAAGUCGCUGCCCCGCCGCCGAACUGUAUGGCUACGUGCAUAUAAAUAAACAAAAUUUGGACACAAUUCGCAAGUUUAUAUAUAUGAACUACGAUUUUCCAAGUUGGUGUUAAAAUAAAGAAUGUGUAGAAGUUUGGUCAAGACAUUGCUCAUUUCAUUUCGUCGUCUUUAUGCAGUAAUCGCUUGCAUGCAAAGCUUAUUAAAUAGUAAUAUGAACAGGUUCAAUUCCUACCAGAGGACCUUGUGCUGCAUUUUUCGCAGUCGUUCCUGGUUGGCUGGUUAGGUCUUAAAAUGUAUAUAUUCUCACUUGGAUUACAAACCCUAUAACAUCCUAAUAUUAAUUCCACCAAGUGAAGUGCAAGAAUCUAAGUCAUUCAAGUCCACCUUAUCACAACCCACACACCCGAUUACCUAUAUAUAUACAUGAACUUACGGUUACAGCUCAACAGCUGGCCUCUGUAUAGCUCAGUUGGUUAGAGCGCUGCUCCGGAAUCGCAGGGCCGUAGGUUCAAUUUCUAUACCAGUAUUACCAGAGGACCUUGUGCUGCAUGUUUCGCAGUCGUUCCUGGUUAGGUCUUAAAAUGUAUAUAUUCUCACUUGGAUUAAAACCCUAACAUCCUAAUAGUAAUAUAAACAUCAUAUCGAAAAUAUCGUCGUUUGCACGGUAUGAUGCGGUGUGCGAUUAAAUUGUGUUCUUAUAUAUAUAGUGGAAUUCUUGUACAUAUAAUAAAAGUCCUUGUUUUAAGAUCCUUUUUUAUCAAUUCUUGUAAAUUUUACUUAAUUCAGCUUAUGGCUGCAAUGUAAACUUCAAUGAACUAUCUAUACAUAAUUGCGUUCUUAUAUUUCAGAUGGAUCUAAAAUCUGUGGAAGUUGAAAAAAAAGAAUCCAAGUUAUUGAGCGGUGAGUAUUUCUAUAUUUUCAACAAACUGUAAUUCUGGUCUAUAAACCGAAAGGGAGUAGCACAGACAUAAUCGACUCGAGCUGUGCUUUCGGUAUAUAGCUCAAUAUUUAUUUAUUUUAUAUUGAACAUUUGUAGAUCGGCAAGAAUGCAACAGUUAUACAUUGCUUGAUAACCAAGAUCGAAACAUAAAGUAUAGAAGUGGCAGCAGUUCGUUGUUGUGUGACGAUGGUAUUUCAUCUGGAUGGUACAGAUUUGGUGGUGAUGCUGGAACUCAGUUGUCUACUACUUGUGUUCCGAGAGACGUUGACACAAACAAUUUAAAAUGUCGUACUCUUGGUGUUUCAUGGUUGAAUGGCGUUCAUCCAUCUGUGAGUGAUGGAAAAGUCACACGCACGGUGUGCUUCAGUUGGGCCAAUAAUUGUUGUUGGGCUAAAAAAGAUAUCGAAGUGAUCAACUGUGGAGUCUUUUAUAUCUACAAAUUUGGCCCAACACCUGCUUGCUCUUAUCGAUACUGUGGAAUUGACGUGUAAACUCUAAAGUAAUUAACUGAUGGGAAGAAGAACUGAUGGUGAUCAGAAGUGAACUUAAGUCUCGAAUUCCUUUCAAAAUUAGUUGUAUAUAAUGUGCGGUGAUUUUUUUGUAGGAAAUUAAAGAAA
Molecule: messenger RNA, 2332 nt
Organism: Paramuricea clavata
Lineage: Eukaryota; Metazoa; Cnidaria; Anthozoa; Malacalcyonacea; Plexauridae
Source: the annotation of a GenBank genome assembly